Messenger RNA from Cherax quadricarinatus, 3489 nucleotides. Lineage: Eukaryota; Metazoa; Arthropoda; Malacostraca; Decapoda; Parastacidae. The record is from RefSeq and is a predicted model, not a curated record.
GGAAGAAGGAGACGAGGGCACAAAACUCCCUGCUCCUCCGUGGUGGCACCAGUGUCACACCUGUUUACCUCGGCCGGCUCAGAAGCCUGCUAUGAGGCAGCUGGGUGCCACGCCACUCUCUCAGGACCUGUGCCCUGGGACUACCCUCUGUGAUUUGUGAUCGAGUGGGUGGGUGUUCAGCUAGGUGGGCGCCGGGGCUCGGGGAGCUGGGUGUAUUGGACAAGGUGGGCGACUAUGUGGUGUGUGAUGCCAUAUGGCAGCGCGGGCGUGCAAGCCAUGCAGAAGCCAUGACCAGCAGUACCGAGAACAAAUAUGGCUGAGUUUAAACUGCCUCUACUGCAGUCGUACGCCACGUCUUCCUCCUCCUCACCUUCAUCCAGCAUGUGGUACGCCCACAACUACACCCAGAGGAGGACACAGGCACGCAACCUCACCAGGAGCCACGAGUACGCCCACGCCCACGACCUGAGCCACGAGUACGCCCACGAUCCCUACCACAUAUGCCAGGACCACCUUUCCCUCACAGACACAGAGUGCAUGAGAUCCCUACAAGAGUACUUGGCACAGUACGCCCGCACCGAUCUACAAACUCACGCCUACACGCCAGAUCAGAACCGCGCCCACAUAGCCCACACCAUAGCACGAGGGCGCGCCCAUACCGUGGGUCGGAGCCAAGGGGGGACCGGGAGCCAGAGUCGCGCCCACACCAUAGCACGAAGCCAUAGUCACGGUGCCGCCCACGGCAAGGCCUCAGCCAGAACCCACGCCCACACCGCUGACCAGGGUCACGCCCACUCUGCACACAACACGGAUAAAAAUCAUCACCCCCACGCAACACAAAACCACGCCCACGCUACGCAAAACCACGCCCACGCUACGCAAAACCACGCCAACGCGACAACGCAAAACCACACCCUCGCGACGGCUCAAAAUCACGCCCACUCAAAGCAAAAUCACGCCCACUCGACUCAAAGUCACGCCCACGCAACGCAAAACCACAUUCACGCUGCGGACAAGACUACCGUCCACACAACGGCCAAAAAUCACGCCCACACGACAGCCCCAAACCACGCCCACACAACGGCCCCAAACCACGCCCACAUGACCGCUCAAAACCACGCCGCCCCUUCAACACGCACUCGCGGCCAUGUUCCAGGCCGGAAUCACGCCCACGGCGCGGGCCGCAGUCACGUCCACGGUGGGGGUCGCUUUCACGCCCACGAGGGCGUGAACCGAGCGUCAUCCCGCCCCACUGCCCACAUAUCCUCCAGGAGCCACGCCCACAGCAUUGAUCAAAGCCACGCCCUCACUGCCGAUCACACCCUCGCCCAAAUUGCCGAUCACAAGCACGCUUUUGUCGCCAUACAGAACCACGAUCAUGCCCCCGAUCAGAACCACGUGUACGGUGGGGACCAGAACCACGUGUACGGUACCGAUCAGACCCACAUGUACGGUGGCGAUCAGACCCGCGUGUACGGUGGCGAUCAGACCCGCGUGUACGGUGGCGAUCAGACCCGCGUGUACGGUGGCGAUCAGACCCGCGUGUACGGUGGCGAUCAGACCCACGUGUUUACCAUUGACGAGAACCACGCUUUCGCUGUCGACCCCAGCCAGCUGUACACCGUCGACCAGAGCUUGGUCUACGCUGUCGACCAGAGCCUGGAGCAGAGCAUCGACGUAGCUGUCGACCAGAGUCUUGCCCCCAGCACCGUCGACCACGACUCGACAGUCGACCAAUCCCGUGAGCUUAUAACCGACAAUGUUAACAUCUAUGCUUACCAAGGGGAAUACCCGUACACCCACGCCUUCCAGCACGCCCCCCGCGCCCGCUCCCACGCCCAGGAGCAGCCCCUCCGAGGACGCUCCCGCCCGCAAACCGACCAGGCGUACCGGGUGCGCCCACACGCCCACGACCUGUGCUCCUUCUAUCCAGAAUCUGCGGAGUCGAGUGAGGCUGAGGAACAGCGGGUGGCCAGAGACAACGUGCGGGUGGACUUGCCCUACACCCACCUGCAGUGCCGCGGGCGGCGUGGGCGGGAUGAUUACGGCGGGCAGGGGCGUGCGGAGCACAUCAUACGUAGGUUCCAGGAGAGUGGAGAGCCUUGUGAGGAGGACGGUGAGGCCAGCACCGUCGGCCUCUCAUAUCAACAACAAGCUGAUGUGUGCCACACGCGAGGCCACCUCGGUUCUUCCCUCACCCUGGCUGAAGCCUCGGAGGGCGUGGGUAGGAGGCGUGGAGGCCUACUGCUGGCGGAGGGGCUCGUCAGGGAGUGGGUGAGGGCUGUGGGCGUGGUGGCAGCCUCAGGAACCCUCGUUACCCUCGUUGUUUUGGGAUUUGGGAAUAACUACAUCACACCAAUCAAGAACACCUGCAUCACACCAGUCAAGAACACCUGCAACACACCAGUCAAGAAUACCUGCAUCACAGCAGUCAGGAACACCUGCAUCAAACCAGUCAAGAACACCUGCAUCACACCAGUCAAGAACGCCUGCAUUACACCAGCCAAGAACACCUGCAUCACACUAGUCAAAAACACCUGCAUUACACUAGUCAAGAACACCUGCAUCACACCAGUCAAAAAGACCUGCAUUACACUAGUCAAGAACACCUGCAUCACACCAGUCAAAAACACGUGCAUUACACCAGUCAGGAACAACUGCAUCACACCAGUCAGGAACACCUGCAUUACACUAGUCAAGAACACCUGCAUUACACCAGUCAAGAAUACCUGCAUCACACCAGUCAAAAAAACCUGUAUUACACCAGUCAAGACCACCUGCAUCACACCAGUCAAAAACACCUGCAUUACACCAGUCAAGAACACCUGCAUUACACCAGUCAGGAACACCUGCAUUGCACCAGUCAAGAACACAUGUAUCACACCAGUCAAGAACACCUGCAUUGCACCAGUCAAGAACACCUGCAUUACGCCACACCAGUCAAGAACACCUGCAUCACACCAGUCAAGAACACCUGCAUUUCAGCAGUCAAGAACACAUGUAUCACACCAGUCAAGAACACCUGCAUUACACCAGUCAAGAACACCUGCAUUACACCAGUCAAGAACACAUGCAUCACACGUCAAAAAAACAUGCAUCACACUAGUCAAGAACACCUGCAUCACACCAGUAAAAAACACCUGCAUUACACUAGUCAAGAACACCUGCAUCACACCAGUCAGGAACACCUGCAUUGCACAAGUCAAGAACACCUGCAGUACACUAGUCAAGAACACCUGCAUCACACCAGUCAGGAACACCUGCAUUGUACAAGUCAAGAACACCUGCAUCACACCAGUCAGGAACACCUGCAUUGUACAAGUCAAGAACACCUGCAUCACACCAGUCAGGAACACCUGCAUUGUACAAGUCAAGAACACCUGCAUCACACCAGUCAGGAACACCUGCAUUGCACAAGUCAAGAACACCUGCAUCACACCAGUCAAAAACACCUGCAGUACACUAGUAAAAUAACAAUGUUCUCUUGCC